AUGUCAGGCUCUCCGCCCAUUCCGCCGCAGGCGCCACCGACGUGGACCUACACGCCCGAGCAUGUGGUCGCCCGCGCGCAGGAUGCGAUCGCGCAAAAGAAAGCGGUCAACGAUCGCAUCGCUGCGCUUGCGGAUCACGAGUGCACAUUUGAUUCGAUCCCCAUCGCUCUCGCCGAAGGCCUCCUCGACAGCAUCGUCGAUCCCCUUUGCUUCCUACAACAUGCAGCCCCAAACGAGGCACUGCGCACCGCCUCCGCCGAAGCGAGCACGCUCGUGAGCGACUUCAAGGCGGAGCAGUAUAUGCGCCCCGAGCUCUUCCGCGCUGUCACCUCCGCACACGACCACCUGAAGUCGUCGGGCGCCUGGGAUAAGCUGGGUUCGGAAGAGAGGAGAUUGAUUGAGCGGAUGGUGCUCGAUGGAAGGAGAGAGGGGCUGGGGCUGGACGAGGAGGGAAGAGAUGCUCUGAAAGCGAUGAGGAAGGAGGAGAGGCGGGCGAGCAUGACGUUUUUGAAAAACUAUAGCCAAUCUACUGCAUCCAUUGAAUUCACCACUCGAGACCUCGACGGCGUCCCGGAGGACGUCCUUUCUGGAUACCCCACCAAAGACACCGACGUGGGCAAAGUCCACAUCAUCACGUUCAAGAACUCCGAUAUCCUUCCCGUUCUCAAGUUUGCACAUUCACCCGAGACGCGCAGACGUGUGCAGGAAGGCAUGGACUCGUACAUACCCGAAAACGAGGCUCUCUUUGAGGAGGUGAUCAAGCUCCGCCGCGACAUGGCGCGUGUGCUCGGGUACAAGUGCUGGGCGGACUAUGUGCUCGAGGUGAUGAUGAUCAAAGGGAGCGAGAAGGCAUGGGCGUAUAUGCAAGACCUCGAGGCGAAGCUGCUUCCUUUCGGCCAGAGGGAUCGCGAGCGAUUCCUCGAGCUCAAGAAGGAGGAGCAUGAAAAGCGGGGAUAUCCGUUUGAUGGCGAGCUGUACAUAUGGGACUACUGGUACUACGAUCGACUCUCCGUUGAACGGUCGCUCAAGCUCGAUGAAGGCACUGUUCGAGAGUAUUUCCCGGUCGAAAACACGAUCAGUGCCAUUCUUGACAUCUAUCAGGACCUUCUCGGGCUGAAAUUUGUCGAGGCAGGGUACGGAGAGGCCGACGUUUGGUAUCCAGGCGUUAGGCAGUUCGCGGCGUGGGAUAGGACUUCCGACGGCGGCAUCGACGAGUCGAGCUUUGUCGGUUACUUUUACAUCGAUCCUUACCCUCGGCCGUCCAAAUUCCCGCACGCAGCCGUCUGGUCGCUGCUCCCCGGCUGCUCCCUGACGCCUACGCAGCGCGUAUAUCCAGUCGCGGCGCUGCUCGCCAACUUCCCGCGCGAGACGCCGAGCGUGCCCGCGCUGAUGCGACAUGCGGAGGUGGUCACGCUCUUCCACGAGAUGGGGCAUGUGUUUCACAAUAUCCUGAGUCGGACGCGGUUCGCAAGGUUCCACGGGACGUCGGUGAGCAGGGACUUUGUGGAGACACCGAGCAAGAUGUUGGAGUAUUGGUGCUGGGAGCCCAAGGUGCUGAAACGCAUCUCUAGCCAUUACUUGACGAAGGAUCCGAUGCCUGAUUCGCUCAUCGACAAGAUUGUUCAAAGUCGAUAUGUCAACUUCGGUUUCCUCUUCCUCCGUCGUCAAUUCUUCGCCAAUUUCGACAUGAAGGUCCAUUCUGAUCCUGACAUCGACGAUUUUACGAAGCUCUGGCAAGAGACGCGUGAGAACACUACACUUGUCAAGGGUGGCGGGCAGCCCGGGUAUAUCGCGUUCCCGCACAUCAUGGGCGGGCAGGAUGCCACUACUUACGGAUACACGUACUCCCUCGUGUUCGCGUCGGACAUGUACAAUACCAUGUUUAAAGAGGAUCCGCUGGACCCCGAGAAGGGCAGGAGAUACAGAGAGAAGGUGCUGCUGCCUGGUUCGACGAAGGAUGAAGAGGAACUGCUUGCUGACUUCUUGGGGCGGCCUGCGAAUGCUGAGGCGUUCUCGCAUGAGCUGUUUAGUCAGUCAGCCUGA
This is a messenger RNA of Coniophora puteana RWD-64-598 SS2, 2043 nucleotides long. Its product is annotated as metallopeptidase MepB. Gene Ontology annotation, cellular component: mitochondrial intermembrane space. Gene Ontology annotation, biological process: peptide metabolic process; proteolysis. Bases 1 to 2043 code for a protein of 680 amino acids. The transcript has 14 exons. The record is from RefSeq and is a predicted model, not a curated record. Lineage: Eukaryota; Fungi; Basidiomycota; Agaricomycetes; Boletales; Coniophoraceae. Gene Ontology annotation, molecular function: metalloendopeptidase activity.